CUUCGACUGACAGCUUCUCUGAGUGCAAAGCUCGACUGUCCGCUUAUUCGUUGUGAUGCUUGGUAAUACAGUCUUUACUGGUUACACAAUACGUUGUACUUGACCAGUUGAAUGCUAGUGCCAACAGCUCAUGGCUCAGAGCUGUCAAUGACUCUCAGCUUCAAAUAUACAAACACUCUGUCACCGUUGUCUUUCUUACACCCGUCCAACAUAAUUCCUCACACUUCAACUAAAGACCAAGUCUAGCACUAUGAAAGUAGACGAUUGCCACAGGAACCUGCGACCUGCGAAGGAACGCGAAAAGGCUCUGGCCAUCAAUGAGUUCAACGGCAAGACCCUGACUCCACCAGUAUCAGUCUACCUGCCAUGGAACCUUUCGACAGACCAGUUCAAAAAGCUUCUUCCUGACACUCCCGAGGACGGAGAGCCAGGCUUUGGCUUUCCAGCCCUGAGAAACUGGUUUGUCAAGCUUCUCCAAGCCCUUGAUGCUCAAGAAGACGAACUGCAUCCGUUCCAUUCAAAUCCUUACCGACUAAGAAAGCUGGAUAUAGAGGCCGCCGACUGGUUCAAGGAAGGGAAGUUGGGGUUUGUAAAACUCCAAAGUGAGAUCAGAAAUGACGACCCAGAUGAUGAAAAGAAUUGGACACCUGGGGCGGUGUUCUUACGAGGUGGUAGUGUGGCUGUCCUCCUCAUUGUACAACCUGAAGGUGCAGAAGGAGAAGAUGAGAAACAAGUCAUACUAACCGUUCAGCCUCGGGUAGCAGCCUCAUCUUUGGCCUUCACAGAGAUACCUGCAGGAAUGUUAGAUGACCAGCAAGAUUCGUUCGCUGGAAAAGCCGCGAAGGAGAUCAAAGAAGAAACGGGACUUGAGUUGAAAGAAAGCGAGCUACUAGACAUGACGAAGCUUGCGCUAGAAGGAGCAUCGUCCGAAUAUCCCCCUGCAGCCGAAUCACUGGAAGAGGCCAUGUACCCCAGUCCUGGUGCUUGCGACGAGUUCAUCACACUCUACCUCUGUCAGAAGCGUCUCAAGCGUGAGCAUCUGGAAGAUCUUAAAGGUAAGGCAACGGGUCUCGCGGAAGAGGGAGAGAAAAUCAAGCUCAAGUUAGUUCCGUUGCACAUGCUCUGGCGAGAAGGUGCUCGGGAUGCGAAAACUCUAGCUGCAUUGAGUCUGUACGAGAACAUCAAGGCAAUUGGCAUGUUACCCGAUAUGCCUACCAACCUAGACGAGAGAUCAAAAGACUGGCGUUCAGAGAAGUGAGGUUGAAGGAGAUGUAGUUACAGCUCAUGACAUGGAGAUAUUCAGCCGCCAAACAUAUAUUCAUUCACUCUCCA
Molecule: messenger RNA, 1332 nt
Organism: Alternaria alternata
Lineage: Eukaryota; Fungi; Ascomycota; Dothideomycetes; Pleosporales; Pleosporaceae
Exons: 2
Coding region: 251-1258 (335 amino acids)
Biological process (GO): ribose phosphate metabolic process; nucleoside phosphate metabolic process
Molecular function (GO): ADP-ribose pyrophosphatase activity; ADP-glucose pyrophosphatase activity
Source: RefSeq, a predicted model, not a curated record